This is a messenger RNA of Cyprinus carpio (common carp), 697 nucleotides long. Its product is annotated as alpha-crystallin A chain-like. The coding region runs from base 419 to 691 and encodes 90 amino acids. Lineage: Eukaryota; Metazoa; Chordata; Actinopteri; Cypriniformes; Cyprinidae. The record is from RefSeq and is a predicted model, not a curated record. The transcript has 3 exons.
GGAUUGGGACAAUUUGAAUCGUGUUCCUCAUUGAAUUAUUACAUAAGGGGAUGCUUUCAUUAUGGGAAUAAAGGGAGGGGUUAAAUCCCACUCCUGUCACUGGCAUUUCAUAACAACUAAUGCAGCCUUAAUAACACUUUUGGCACCGUGCUCCAUGAUGAAGUAUCUCAGAUCUCUGGCAGCACCAUCAGUCCACUUACUAAUGAAAUUUGUUUAGAGGAAGGGCUCAUGUAAAGGGGUGGUGUUUUCUUCAAGCUAUUUAAACCUCCUACUAACCUGAAGAGCAACAAUUUUCCUGCUUUCUGUUGCGUAACAGGAUAGACUCUCAUCAUAAUAACCAACUAGUCAUACACUCUGAAUUUUUCUGAAGCAUUAUUAGUCUAUUUGGUGGUUACUUUUACAUAUUUAUCCCAGAAGAAUGGACUUUGACUUGCCUCCUUCUCUCCAGGUGAGCAGUAUCCCAUGGGAAAGGAUUCUCCCACCCUUAUUCCCCUGGUGGAAUGGGACAAUUGGACCUUAUUCAUGGACUCUGACUGAACUUUUAAUCCUGGUUUCCGAGCACACCGGAGUAGCACAGGUUGAUGUGAAACAUUUCAGUCCCGAGGACCUGCUGGUUAAAGUUGUUGGAGAUUAUGUUGUGGUUGAGGGAAAACACGAACAAAAAAGUCCUAGGAUGGUUCAGGACUGGUAACACGUC